Molecule: messenger RNA, 2886 nt
Organism: Chelonus insularis
Lineage: Eukaryota; Metazoa; Arthropoda; Insecta; Hymenoptera; Braconidae
Exons: 3
Coding region: 1-2886 (961 amino acids)
Source: RefSeq, a predicted model, not a curated record
AUGCCACGUAGAAAAAUAUAUCGUACCCCUGAAGAAGAAGUGGAACAUAAACGACUUCAAUGCGAAAAACGAAGGAAAAAAUAUCAUCAAAAGCGUAUGCUCCAACAAACUGUCUUUGAUACAUCAUCUUCACACAAUUUUUAUUCUCAUUCUUUAUCUCUUGAUCAUUCGUACAAUGCAUCUUUGCCAGAAACUGUUAAUCAUGUAUUACUGGAUCAUUCUUAUGAUGUAUCUUGGAAUAAUACUGAACCACUUAUAGAUUUAACUCUUGAGACUACUUUAACACCUAACAAUCAUAGUAAUAUUAAUAAUAAUUUAAAUUUGACAGAUGAAACUAAUCAAGUAAUUAACAACAAUACCAAUGAUAAUAACAUAAUAACAACUCAAUCUGUUUCUACUGCAGCCAAUAAUAACAGUUUGUCAAAUGUAUACGAUUCAUCCUAUUUCUAUACUAUUAUACGUAAUAUUGAAGAAAAUUACAUCGGAAAGAUGGAUAUCAUUUGUAUUCAUUAUAAUGCGAAACAUUUUCCUGAUGAAAGAGUUACCAAUAAAAAGAAUUCUUUUAAUGACUGUUGUCAUCAUGGUAAAGUAAAACUUGAACCUCUACCAACCACCCCAACAUUACUACAAUCAUUGUUUGAAGGUAAUCAUCCAAAAUCAACUAAUUUUUUUCAAUGUAUUCGUCAGUUCAAUAAUUCUCACUCCUUUGCUUCAUUUAAUGCUAAUCUAAUCAAUUUUAAUAAUCAACGUAGUGGUCCGUAUUGUUUUAAAAUACAAGGACAAGUUUACUAUCAAAUUAACACAGCAUUAUAUCCAGAUUCAAGUACAACUCCUGCAUUUGGUCAACUGUUUAUUUAUGAUGAACAGCAAGCAGUUCAAUUUCGAUUACAAAAUAACGUACAAUGUGAUAUUGAAAUUUUUGAACUAUUAGAUUCUUUGAUGAGACAAUAUAAUGCAUUUGCUAAAUCUUAUCUAAUGAUGAAAGAAGUAAUUGAAAAUGAGAAAAGAAAAAACAACAAUAUCGAACCUGAAUUACAUUUAUCAUCUACAUUGAAACCCGGUGUAGAUCGAAGACGUUAUAAUCUUCAAAGAGAAAAUGAAGUAGCUGCUAUCUUUUCAACGAAUGCUAAUGGAGACAUACCAGAAUUCUAUGUUUCUAUUAUAAAUAAAUCAACUAAAACAUUAAAGCAUAUAAAUACUAUGGACCCUAAUGUAGAAACAUGGGUUUAUCCAUUAUUUUAUCCAUUUGGUACUCAAGGUUGGUAUAAAGAUAUCCCUUAUCAUCAAGCAAAUGGGAAAGUAACUCGAAAUGAUUAUUAUAAAUAUCAAAUAGCUAUUAGAGAUGGAUUUAAUAUUUUUUCAAUGGGUCGUCGAUUAUUUCAACAGUGGAUAGUUGACGCUUAUGUUAAAGUAGAAAAAGAUAGAAUGAACUUUUUUAGAUACAAUCAGAAACAAAUUCGUUCCGAAACUUAUGAAGGUUUAUUAGAUUAUCUACAUCAUCAAGCAAAUAAUGAUGGUAGUAAUAUUGGAAAAGUAUUUAUACUUCUAUCAUCAUUUAUUGGUUCACCUCGAAAUAUGUUACAAAAUUAUCAGGACGCUAUGGCAAUAGUUCGAAAAUAUGGAAAACCAGAUCUUUUCAUUACAAUGACAUGCAAUCCCAAUUGGCAUGAAAUUAAAGAGAACCUCUUACCCAAUCAAACGCCAUCAGACAGGCCAGAUAUUGUUGCACGAAAACGUAGAUUACCCCAUAUUCAUAUGUUACUUACAUUACACCAUAAUUACAAAAUAACUACUCCUAACAUAGUUGAUCGAUAUAUCUGUGCUGAACUUCCGAUUCAAACCGAAGAUCCCACAUUAUAUGAGAUUGUUACUAAAAAUAUGCUUCAUGGUCCAUGUGGGGCUUGGUGUUUAGUAAACAACAAAUGUUCAAAACACUAUCCGAAAGAUUUUUGCAACGAAACAACUAUGGAUGCAGACGGUUAUCCUCAAUAUCGUCGUAGAAAUUCUACUAUAACAUUCACACGACGUAAUAGAGAUAUUUUCACUAAUCAACAUGUUGUUCCAUAUAAUAAUGUUCUAUUGAAAAUGUUUAACGCUCAUAUUAAUGGCGAAGCUGUUUCCAGCAUAAAAUCUGUUAAAUAUCUAUAUAAAUAUGUAUAUAAAGGUCAUGAUCGAGUGGUAAUUACUGUUACUGGUACUACAUCAAAUUUAAAUGCAUCUCAAACAAAUAACAAUAAUUCAAAUGUAAUAAAUCAUGAUGAAAUAACUGACCAUAUCGACAGUCGCUAUGUUGGUCCAGUUGAGGCAAUUUGGAGGAUACUAUCAAAACCACUACAAAAUAAAAGUCAUGCUAUUACACGAUUACCGGUACAUUUACCUAAUCAACAUACUCUUACAAUUACUGCUAAUCCAACUCAACAGCAAGUUAUGGAUGCUUUACAAAAAGAUUCAAUGCUCAUAGGUUAUUUUGCACUAAAUGCACGUGAUCCACAAGCUAAACAAUAUUUAUAUGUACAAAUUCCGAGUUACUAUGUUUUUAAGAAACAAGGAAAUACCAAUAUCAAAAAAUGGGAAAGACGUCAAAAAAAAUUCACUGUUAUUGGUAGAAUGUACUCAGUUAGCCCAACUAAAAUUGAAUUAUUCCAUCUUCGAUUACUUUUAACCACCGUAAAAGGAGCAAUUAGUUAUGACGAUUUAAAAACUGUUAAUGGUAAUGUAUACGAUACUUUCACAGAUGCAUGUUUAGCUUUAGGUCUUAUUGAAGACGAUGAUGAAUGGAAACGAGUUCUACAUGAAGCGGAAAUAUGGAUGAUGCCUCGACAAUUACGCGAUUUAUAUGUACGUAUAAUAAUGCAUUGUAAUCCACUUCAUCCAGAAGAACUUUGA